Anopheles coluzzii is the source of this 2087-nucleotide messenger RNA. It is a transcript of the gene Acsf2, whose product is annotated as medium-chain acyl-CoA ligase ACSF2, mitochondrial. Lineage: Eukaryota; Metazoa; Arthropoda; Insecta; Diptera; Culicidae. Bases 217 to 2001 code for a protein of 594 amino acids. Gene Ontology annotation, biological process: fatty acid metabolic process. The transcript is spliced from 6 exons. Gene Ontology annotation, molecular function: medium-chain fatty acid-CoA ligase activity. The record is from RefSeq and is a predicted model, not a curated record.
CGCGGCGCGUUUAGUUAGUCGGUGACUGCCGGUGCGCGAACAGCAGCUCCCUCGAUUACAACAAGUGGUUACGCGUUCGUCUGUCACUGUACGCAGCCGGACACGCAAUUACGUGAAAGUGCAACGGUGCAUCAAAACUGCAGUGUGUUUGUGCAUUUGACCUUGUUGCUCUGCGCGCGCGCUUGUGUUUCCGCCUUUUUUGACGCUGCAGGCAUCAUGGCAUCAUUACGUUUGCUUGCCCAUUACCAAUACCAACGUGCGGCUUGGUACAGCAGAGUCCUACAAUCAAUCCGCACCCAAUCAACGGACGCCACUGGAGUAGCGCACGAGAAAGCCCAAAGCUACGUCCACCAUAUCGGCAGCAAACCGCUGGUCUAUCGCAAUGUCGGCCAACAUCUACGCCUGGCCGCGGAACGGUUCCCCAACAAUGAAGCGAUCGUGUCCUGCCAUGAAGCCGGCGCCAGGCUCACGUACGCUGCCGUCCUAGACAAGGUAGAUCGGCUGGCCGCCGCCUUCCAUCAGCUCGGUCUGCGGCAGGGCGAUCGCGUCGGUAUCUGGGCGCCGAAUGGGACACUCUUCUACCUCACCAAUCUGGCGGCGGCGCGUGCCGGCAUGAUCACGGUUGGCAUCAACCCAGCCUACCAAGUGCCGGAGCUGGAGUACGCACUGCAAAAGGUCGGUGUGAAGGCGCUCGUUGCUGCGGAAGGCUACCGGCAGCAGAACUACUACGGCAUGAUCUCCCACAUUGCACCGGAACUGGCCUCCUCCAAGCCGGGAGAGUUAAAGAGCAAAGCACUACCCGAACUGUCCGCCGUUAUCAUUGACAGCCAGAAGAGUAUACCUGGUGCCAUUAAAUUCAGCGAACUAUUUGAACUACCCUCGGAGCAGGCCAUCAGCAAGAUUGAGAUGCUGCAGUCCAAGGUCAUGCCGGACAGUGGCGUCAAUCUGCAGUUCACGUCCGGCACAACGGGCCACCCGAAGGCGGCCCUCAUGUCCCACUUUGGGUUCGUCAACAAUGGCCUACACAUUGGCAACAGGAACGAGAUGGAUCAGAAGAUGCAUCGCCUCUGUGUACAGGUUCCCCUCUUCCAUGCGUUCGGAAUGGUCAUCGCAAUCAUGGCGGCCCUUUCAUACGGCUCGACCCUCGUACUGCCAACUGCCGGGUUUAAGGCGGCCGAUUCCUUGGCUGCCAUUGUACGGGAAAGAUGCUCCAUCAUUCUUGGUACACCGACCAUGUACGUGGACCUGGUGCGGCGGAUCGUCGAGAGUGGAGCCAAGCUCGACACGCCCGAAAUUGCCGUCACCGGUGGGGCCACCUGUUCGCCCAAGCUGUUCGCUGACAUCAAGCACACGCUGGGCGUGCGGAAGGUAAAGACCGUGUUCGGCUUGACGGAAACGACGGCCGUCAUCUUCCAAUCCCUGUUUGAGGAAAGCCCCGAGGAUGUGCAGCAAACGGUCGGCCACGUGACGGACCAUUACGAGGCGAAGGUGAUCGAUCGGGACGGGCAUAUCGUACCGUUCGGGACGGCCGGCGAGCUGUGCGUGAGGGGCUACGGUACGAUGCUUGGCUAUUGGGGUGACGAGAAAAAGACGAAGGAAAUGAUCGACGCGGAUCGGUGGUUGCGCACGGGCGAUCAGUUUAUGCUGCGCGAGGAUGGUUACGGGAAGAUUGUGGGCCGGCUAAAGGAGGUCGUUAUACGCGGUGGUGAAAACAUCUACCCGAAGGAGGUGGAAGACUAUCUGAACACCUAUCCGAAGAUACUGGAGGUGCACUGUAUCGGUGUGCCGGACGAGCGUACGGGCGAGGAGCUGUGUGCGUUCGUGCGGCUGAAGGAUCCGGAGGAGACGAUCGAUCGGGAGGAGAUUAAGCGGUACUGCGAGGGCAAGCUGGCGUACUACAAGGUGCCCAAGUACGUGCGGGUGCUGAACGAUCUGCCCAAGACGACGUCCGGGAAGGUGCAAAAGUUUAAGCUGGGGCAACUGUUCGCCGCGGAACGGUAACGGGUUACGGGCGUUGUACUAAAAAUGGGAAUUUUUUUGGAGUUGAUACACAUACUUUUAAUAAAGAUUUGAUUAAGUUACACUUA